This is a messenger RNA of Cylindrotheca closterium, 279 nucleotides long. The record is from the annotation of a GenBank genome assembly. Lineage: Eukaryota; Bacillariophyta; Bacillariophyceae; Bacillariales; Bacillariaceae.
AUGAUCAAAGCCUACGAGAAUAAUUUUGCUUCUUGGAAAAGAAGUGGCAAUCACAAAGAAUACGCAGAAAAGCUUGCGGAAGGGUUGUCCGUUCAGGCAGCCAAAUUGGCAACUCAGUUCAAAGAAUAUGAUAACUUUGCCAAAAACUCCAAGUGGCUCAUGUAUCUUCAUCGAAAGUUAGAGACCUAUGGCUCGGACCUCUUAGGGAAACUCUGCAGUAAAAUCCCAGAAGAACUCUUCCGCGAAUCAACAAGUGGCUCCACAGCAAUGCCUCCUUGA